AUGUCUAUUAAACCAAUAAAACUUGUAAUAGUAGGAGAUGGAACUGUUGGAAAGACUUGUAUGCUUAUUUCAUACACAACUAAUGCAUUUCCAAAUGAAUAUAUUCCAACAGUAUUUGAGAAUUAUAAUGCUACUGUUGUUGUUGAUGAUAAUAAAAUUAAUCUUGGAAUAUGGGACACAGCAGGACAAGAGGAAUAUGAUAGAUUAAGACCAUUAUCAUAUCCUUCAACUGAUGUUUUCUUAAUAUGUUAUUCAAUUAUGUCAAAAGCUUCUUAUGAAAAUGUAGAAGGAAAAUGGGUAAAAGAGAUUAGAACACAUUGUCCUGAUACUCCAUUUUUAUUAAUUGGAACAAAAUCAGAUAUUAGAGAUGAUUAUGAACAACAACAAAUUAUUAAAAACAAGGGAUUUGAACUUGUCUCUCCUAAUGAAGGACAAGAAAUGGCUCAAAAAAUGGGUGCCAUAAAAUUUAUGGAAUGUUCAGCCUUAACUCAAUCGAACUUAGUAAAUGUUUUUAAAGAAGCAAUUCGUGCAGGAGUUAACUAUAAAGAUUCCCUCUUUUCAAAGCCAUCAAAAAAGCUAACUAAUAAACAUCGAUGUAGUCUUCUCUAA
Messenger RNA from Entamoeba dispar SAW760, 609 nucleotides. Its product is annotated as GTPase_rho, putative. The coding region runs from base 1 to 609 and encodes 202 amino acids. The record is from RefSeq and is a predicted model, not a curated record. Gene Ontology annotation, molecular function: GTP binding; protein kinase binding; GTPase activity. The transcript has a single exon. Gene Ontology annotation, biological process: cortical cytoskeleton organization; regulation of actin cytoskeleton organization; regulation of cell shape. Lineage: Eukaryota; Evosea; Mastigamoebida; Endamoebidae. Gene Ontology annotation, cellular component: cytoskeleton; cell projection; cell cortex.